UUCCUGGUUCGGGUUAUAAAUAUAGGGGAGUGCCACCUGCAGCAAGGCCAUCUCGUCUGCAUUGCCCUCCAUCCACUGGGAUCAUCAGCUUGCUCAUUGGCCAUCUUCGUCGUCCAUGGACAGGCUCCUCGCCGGCCUGCUCGGCUUCCUAUUGGUUGCGUCAGUAGGAAGCCAUGCAGCUCGAGCUCCGGAUCAGUACUGGAAGUCUGCUCUCCCCAACACGCCCAUGCCUAGCUCCCUCUCCCAACUCCUCAACUCCCCAGCCGGCGACACGACCGUGAACGUCGGCUGGGGCGGCGUCCAUGUCGACGCCGGGCAUGGCAAGCCCGGGGGCACGACCGUUGAUGUAGGCAAGGGCGGCGUCGGCGUCAACGUCAACCCUGGCAGCGGCAAGCCCGGCGGCACCACGGUCGGCGUUGGGAAGGGCGGUGUUGGCGUCAACGUCAAUCCUGGCUACGGCAAGCCCGGUGGCACCACCGUCGGCGUCGGCAAGGGCGGGGUCGGCGUCAACGUCAAACCAGGGAGCGGGAAGCCCGGCGGCACCACGGUCGGCGUCGGGAAGGGCGGAGUGGGCGUCAACGUCAAUCCUGGCAAGCCGGGUGGCACCACCGUUGGCGUCGGCAAAGGCGGCGUCGGCGUCGGCGUCAACCCCGGCUACGGCAAGCCGGGCGGCACAACGGUCGGCGUCGGGAAGGGCGGGGUUGGCGUCAACGUGAAACCCCGCGGGAAGCCCGUCCAUGUCAACGUCUCUCCUUUCGUAUACAACUACGCCGCAACGGAGACGCAGCUGCACGACGACCCCAGCGUCGCGCUAUUUUUCCAGGAGAAGGAUCUCCACCCCGGCAGAAAGAUGACCGUCCAGUUCACCAACACCGCGGCCGGCACCAAGUUCCUCCCCCGGAGCGAGGCCGAGGCCAUCCCGUUCUCCUCCGAGAAGGUGCCCGAGAUCCUCAGCCGCUUCUCGGUGAGCCCGGACUCCGUCGAGGCGGCGGAGAUGGCGCAGACGCUGCGCGACUGCGAGGCGCCCGCGGCCAAGGGCGAGAAGAAGGCCUGCGCCACAUCGCUGGAGUCCAUGGUCGACUUCGCCACGUCCGGCCUCGGGACCAGCCACGUGAGGGCCGUCUCGACCGUUGUGGCGAAGCCGGGCUCGCCGAAGCAGGAGUACACCAUCACCGGCGUGAAGCGCGCGGCCGGCGCCGACGACGGCCGGCUCGUCGCCUGCCACGCGGAGCCGUACGCGUACGCCGUGUUCGCGUGCCACCAGACGCGGCAGACGCGGGCGUACUCGGUGUCGAUGCUCGGCAGGGACGGCACGGCCGUGGACGCCGUCGCGGUGUGCCACGCCGACACGUCCGGGUGGAACCCCAAGCACGUCGCCUUCCAGGUGCUCAACGUGAAGCCCGGCACCGUGCCGGUCUGCCACUUCCUGCCGCAGGACCACGUCGUCUGGACCCGCAGCGGCUGACCCUUGGAUGGCCGCCGUUUGCUAGCGCCGCCGUGCAUGUUCUUGCUGCGCUGAUGGUUUCAUCUACGCUCUAGUAGCCUCUGAGCAUAUUGUCAUAUGGUAUCAUGCGUUUGCUUAUGUUUUCAGUACUUGAUACUUGUAUGGAUGGUGUUGCCAGCCAGUAUCGAUCACCUAGGUUCUGCUGUACAGUUCUGAAUAAACAGACAUCUAUUUAUCGUUAUGUUA
Panicum hallii is the source of this 1690-nucleotide messenger RNA. Its product is annotated as BURP domain-containing protein 3. The record is from RefSeq and is a predicted model, not a curated record. Lineage: Eukaryota; Viridiplantae; Streptophyta; Magnoliopsida; Poales; Poaceae. The transcript is spliced from 3 exons. The coding region runs from base 116 to 1465 and encodes 449 amino acids.